ACUGCGCCUGUCACUGUCGGCAAAAUCUUCCGUUUAGUUAAGUGACGCCAUUGUGAGCCGUAACGACUUCUCAGUGCAGCAAGUUUAAUCUCAAUCUUUUUAGAUAAUCUUGGCAAAGAAGUUUAAUAAAUAAACAACCAUGGCUGAUGAUAUGCCCACAUUUAAAUGUGUGUUAGUGGGAGACGGUGGUACCGGCAAAACUACUUUUGUAAAAAGACAUUUGACUGGAGAGUUCGAGAAACGGUACGUCGCAACCUUAGGCGUUGAAGUACAUCCGUUAGUUUUCCACACAAAUCGUGGACCCAUAAGAUUCAACGUUUGGGAUACAGCGGGUCAAGAGAAAUUUGGAGGAUUACGAGAUGGAUACUAUAUUCAAGGCCAAUGCGCUAUCAUUAUGUUCGAUGUCACCUCACGUGUUACAUACAAAAAUGUACCCAACUGGCACAGAGACUUAGUGCGCGUAUGUGAAGGAAUCCCAAUUGUUUUGUGUGGAAACAAAGUGGAUAUCAAGGACCGAAAAGUGAAGGCCAAAACUAUUGUCUUCCACAGAAAAAAAAACCUACAGUACUAUGACAUCUCUGCAAAGUCAAACUAUAACUUUGAAAAGCCUUUCUUAUGGCUAGCCCGGAAGUUGAUUGGAGAUGGCAACCUCGAAUUUGUAGCCAUGCCUGCACUGGUGCCUCCGGAAGUCACCAUGGACCCACAAUGGCAGAACCAAAUCGAAAAAGAUCUCAAGGAAGCCCAAGACACCGCUCUACCAGAAGAGGAUGAGGAUUUGUAAACAGGAUUUGCUUCCCAGUGCCCUCUGUAAUCUAUUGGUGGUAAUUGUUCAUAAUUUUUUUGUUAAAAUUUCAUUCCAUUAGUUUCACAAAAGACCAUAUUCAUGUAAAAUUGCAUUAUUUAAUUCCUAUUCGCCUAAACUAUUGUCUACUCAUUUAAUAUUGUUAGCGUUCAGUUGGAAAAAAAACUGCAUUUAAAAUUAAUGUGAGACUUGCUUAUAGGUAUGUAAACCAAUGUUUCCUACUGUUUUGUAGUGUUGUAUUAAUUGUAUUAUGAUAUUGUCUAUGUAAUAAAUACUGUAAUGCCUAAUAAGAAUUACCCGAAGCUUUGUAAUACAUGUUCAUUGUUUUUGUAUUAUUUAUUGUAUUGAUAUCUUUCAAAAAA
This is a messenger RNA of Papilio xuthus (Asian swallowtail), 1164 nucleotides long. The record is from RefSeq and is a predicted model, not a curated record. Lineage: Eukaryota; Metazoa; Arthropoda; Insecta; Lepidoptera; Papilionidae.